Messenger RNA from Rhagoletis pomonella (apple maggot), 555 nucleotides. RefSeq names its product coiled-coil-helix-coiled-coil-helix domain-containing protein 1. The record is from RefSeq and is a predicted model, not a curated record. Bases 120 to 491 code for a protein of 123 amino acids. NCBI's taxonomy places the organism in Eukaryota, Metazoa, Arthropoda, Insecta, Diptera, Tephritidae. Gene Ontology annotation, cellular component: mitochondrion; nucleoplasm; mitochondrial ribosome. The transcript is spliced from 2 exons. Gene Ontology annotation, biological process: mitochondrial translation. Gene Ontology annotation, molecular function: RNA binding.
AAGCAACAGCUGUUUUCUAUGCUUUGGCAGCAUUGUUGUGUUCAUGUAACCAAAAAAUUUAAUUGCCUCCUUUUCGUACGGGAAUAAUUAAUUUAUUUGGGCGCCAAUAGAUAGCCGAAAUGCGGGUGCCUUCUGCUGUUUUCGCGUAUAAGAAUCGAGAUGCUCGUGCACCGCAGAAAGAACAUAAUGUGCCCUUUCAGGAAAUACUACCACUUCGUUUAAAAAACAGAGUAAGCGGCAAGUUGGACUCUACAUCUGAUGUAGCAUGCUUGCAGGAAAUGGGUGUCCUUUUUGCCUGCCUCAAGGACAACGACUUUGUUGAGAAGUACUGCAAUAGGGAAAUACAACAAUUCCAAAAGUGUUAUAAAAUGUAUGCGGACAAAAAGUUUGAAGCCAAGAAAACAGUCAACCAAGGUAUUAUAACUCCAGGCAAAAACCUCAACUAUAAACAACUGAACAAGUACAUGCGACGCUUUCCUAAUCCCGAGUAGUAUUAGUACCAUGCUAAUUUAAUAAUCAAAAAUAAAGGACUUCAACACGCUACAAAAAAAAAAA